Molecule: messenger RNA, 508 nt
Organism: Pocillopora verrucosa
Lineage: Eukaryota; Metazoa; Cnidaria; Anthozoa; Scleractinia; Pocilloporidae
Product: synaptonemal complex central element protein 2
Biological process (GO): synaptonemal complex assembly
Cellular component (GO): central element
Source: RefSeq, a predicted model, not a curated record
AUGGAAAUGGAGAAACAAGAUGCGAUAAGCAAAACUCCCGAAGAAAACAAAGAACUUAAUACCAAGGAAGACGUAACUUCAAGAGGAGAUACUUUGAAGCCGUGUGAGCCUCUAGAGAGAGCAAAGGAACCUGAUCAACUUGCAAUCCGUAGUUUAUCAGCAACGAAACAUGGCAAUGUUACAAGUGAAAAUGCCUCCCACGAUGAGAUUCAGGGGAGUUGCCAGCAGCUCAUCGAUGAUAUCAAUGCCAAAAGAAAGCGAGACACCGAUCUAUUGAACGAUUUCAAGAAAGCUCUCGAGGAACAAAUCAACGCUUCUUGUGGUGUUCUGGAAGAAAAUAUCGUUCAAACUUACGAAAGGCACAGCAAAACUAUUCAGGACAAACUUCAGGAAUUGUUUGCGGUUCUUGAAAGAAUAAGUAAACUUGAAAAUGAACUGAUGGACUUCAAACAUUCCCUUGGUCUCCUCUAUAACGACAUGCAAGUUGUGUAGGCGUGGAUAUCUAAAG